Messenger RNA from Xyrauchen texanus (razorback sucker), 6348 nucleotides. RefSeq names its product rab11 family-interacting protein 1-like. Bases 105 to 3599 code for a protein of 1164 amino acids. Gene Ontology annotation, molecular function: small GTPase binding. Gene Ontology annotation, cellular component: intracellular membrane-bounded organelle. The record is from RefSeq and is a predicted model, not a curated record. Gene Ontology annotation, biological process: regulated exocytosis. Lineage: Eukaryota; Metazoa; Chordata; Actinopteri; Cypriniformes; Catostomidae. The transcript has 6 exons.
AGCAAGCGACAUCGGAGAGUCAAACCAACAUCAAACGGUGAUCAGACGAAGAAACGCAACUUUUCUUCAAGGUUUAUCCUGGACUUAUUCAAACAGUGCGGAGAAUGUCUUUGGGUGACCAGCAAUGGUACCCCACCAGUGCACAGGUAACGGUGCUCCAAGCGCGACACCUGCGCAUCAAGGGCAAAAAUGGCACGAACGACGCCUAUGCCAUCAUGCAGGUGGGUAAGGACAAGUUUUCCACGUCGGUGGUGGAGAAAUGCGUCGCUCCCGAGUGGAAGGAGGAAGCGACGUUCGAUCUGCCGCGGUUUCAUCAGGGGAAUGCAGAGCGAUGUACGCUGUACAUCAUCACCAUGCACCGAGCACUGGUGGGGCUGGACAAGUUUUUGGGGCAGGCUGUCAUCAACCUUGUGGACCUACAUGACAACAGAUCGCGCAAAAAGACAGACUGGUACAAGCUGGUGGAUAAGAAUGGUAAACAAGAAAAAGACAGAGGUGAAGUUCUCUUGGACAUCCAAUUUAUGCGGAAUAACAUGACGGCCAGCAUGUUUGACCUCUCCAUGGCAGACAAACCUCGGUCUGGCAUCUCCAAGCUCAAAGAUAAGAUCCGCGGUAAGAAGAAAGAUGGCUUCUCGGAUUCUGCAGUUGUGCCCUCUUCAGUGGCAUCCGACAGUGAAGGGGAAGACAUUGAUGUUACAGAUUCUCCAAAGAAGAAAUCAAAAAUGAAAACCUUGUUUGGGCCGAAGACAAACCUCCAGAGGAAUGUAUCUCAGUCCAUGUCCACACUGGGCACCCUGCCUGAAAAAAAUGGUUCGCUAAGCAGCAGCAGAUCGUCAGGCCUUAAUGUGGAAUCGCCUGAUGUGAUUAAGAAGUUUAAAAUUCUGGGACACAAGCGCACCAGCAGCACAGAUAGCAAAGUAUCUCUAGGUCCCUUUUCUCUUCUGAGCCGCUCUAAGCAGAGCGUUCAAGAGCAGAAUAACCUCUGUAUCAACGGGAACCAUGUUUAUGCAGAGGACCAAGAACCUAAACCUGGUUUCGGCUCUGAACUCAGUCUGAACAGCUUAGGAAAGGGUUCAGUAGAAGAUGUCCAUAAAUACCAUCAACGGAACACAUCCAAUGUCUCCAUGGACUCAUUUAAAGGUCUGAGUGUGCCCUCAUAUAAGCCUGAGGUGAAAGACAAAGCUCCACAGCGCCCUCUAGAGGACAAUACUCACCUAGAAUCUAAGGAGAAUACUAAGAAACCAGAAAGAAGAAGCCUUCAAGAGAUGCUCGACCAACAGGAAGAGCAGGACAGGAGGAGGCAGCAAGAACGAGAGAAAAAACAAGUGGAGGAGAAAAGGAGACUGGAGGAGCAAGACAAGAAGCGCAAAGAAGAAGAGGAGCAGCAGAAAAAGCGGCGUGAGCAGGAGGCACAGAGAACUGGGGAGCAACGGCACCAGGAGGAGAGCAGAGUUACGGAAAGGCUCUCCUCUCUCUUCGGCAUUGGAAAGAAGAAAGAGGAGAGGAAGGAGGAAGCAAGCCCUCAAGCUAUGAAUGAAACCAGACAUCUGGAUGUGUCUUCCUCUACAAAUCCCUUUGAAGAUAUUCCACUCACCCCGGAAUCUUCAGCCUUAGAAGAAAUAUCCGUCGACCCACGGAGGGGCGUGCAGAUUCCCCUCAACCCGACACCACCCAUUCGCACAGCAAAAGUAUCUGCAGUCAAGCCGAGAUUGUCCCUGAGUGUGCUGCCCGAAACAGAUAAUAGCCAUUCCCAAUCUCCCUCAUACUCUAUAGACACCCACAGCACUAUCCACAAUUCUCCACAUUCCCCAUCCCUUCCUAGUGACCUGUUUGAGUCUAUGGGUAUGUUCUCUGAUCUUCAUUCUUCUCUGGCACCUGGGAAACCUCAGCGAAUGUACAGUGAGUCUAGAAACAGCAUGGAAAACCUCUCAGGAGUUGGGUCUGUUCCCAAAAUUGAAAAGAAACGAAGGGCUCCCCUACCCCCUGAUUAUCCUAGGGGCUCGCCCGGAACUGGGGGCCACCAUCCAGAUAACGGUGGACAAGUGCAAACCCAGAACUCCAAAGAUAGUCACAGGCCUUCUUUUCCUCUCCCAGACUAUGAAACCCUCUACCUCAAGAAAAGGCAUGGGGUGAUGAGUCAAACACGUUGGGAACAUGUUAUUGCAGAGGUAAACCAGAGAAACUGGGAUCUUUCCGAGGAAAUUAAUGUUGAUGGGCCUGAACAGUCUAUGCAAAAUAAAUCUGUGGUUUUAAAGGAUAUAACCACAGACAGCCGUAACCAGCACCAAAAGAAAUGUGAGACACCUCCCCCUGCCACCUUGAGGCACAAAGAAGCACUUAUCCCACCCAAAGCAACUGCUCCAGUCAUUCCAAAGCCACUGAUUGAAGGUAAUGUCCAGUAUAGUCCCAUCAAUGAGCUUAUAUAUUCUACUGUUAAUAAGCGUGGCCGCCCUGCUUCCAAAAACAUGGAAAACAUCCCAUCUCCAACUGGUCAAAAUCGACAUGUGCCUCAAGAAGCUGAAAGGAAGAUGGAUGUUGUUACCCAUCAACCAUCCCUGUCAAAUGAGGGGCCAGCACCAGCUGCCAGAGCUGUACCUAAUCUAAAUUCAAAGGCUGAUAAGGAGUCAAAUUCUGAAGUUGUGGCUAAAGAAAUGCCUUCGGUCAAACCCAGACAACGCACAUUAAACAAGGAUCCAGUCAAACAAGUCCAACCGGACAAGCUGGUUACAAAUCAUCCCCUGAAUUUGGAAAACAACCAGGUUAAAAAGCCACAGUAUGGUACCAUAAUAAGUGCAUCCACAAAGAAUGGUCCUGACCAGUGGGAGAGUUUUUCUUUGGAGGAGUUAGAUAAAGCAGACCACUCCAAAACCAAUAUGCCAGACGAAAGACUUGUGGGAUUUACCAAUGACCCUGAGAAGGGGAUGAGUGGUCUUGAUCCAUUCCCAAAUGAUAACCUAAUAUUUAAUGACCCCUGGACUUUACCACACCAGAGCAUGAAAGAUGACCCAUUUACUGGGGAGCCAAGGAAUAAUGAAAAUUAUAAAGAUCAGACAUCAAACCAUUUUGAUGACAAAGAUAAACUAUUUGCAAACACAGUGAAAACUGAUCCAUUCGCACAAAUUUCUGAGAACAGCACACCACCAAAACAAGAACCCAGAAAAUCACCCAGCUUCACUGAUCAAGCCAGAGCCACAUUCCAAAGAAAUUUUUCUCUUAAAAAGAAAAACUCAUCUCACCCAAACACAAGUUCUGGGAAAGCUCUUACAGAAAAAAGUAGCCUGGGUAAAUCAGUUUCUCAGUCUUCACAGGAUGCUGAUGAUGUGGAGCUGACUGUAACUAGUUUUGCUCCACCAAGCAGAACUGAACCCACUAUAGUAACAUCUGAGCCCCUGAUGGGUGGCUCUUCUUUGGGCAAGACGGCUCUGCGUGCUUGGGUCUCACCAUCAGAGGCUCAGCCUGUUAGGCUGCAGGGUGGUAGUGGAAGUGCAGUCUCAAAUCCACGAAGGCCUCACCCAGUGAAACCUAUGAGCUUAGAAAUGUCAAACGCUCAAUUCUCUUGCUGUGGGGAAAGAUAUGAAGACCAUCAAAGAAAUGGCUGAGAAGUCAAAGAACGGAGAAAGUGGUCCAUACAUCCAGCUCACACAGGAGGAACUGAUCACACUGGUGGGGAAGCAACAGGCUGAACUCUCCAAGAAAGACGCCAGGAUCCACGAGCUGGAGAAUUACAUUGAUAACCUGCUGGUUCGUGUCAUGGAAGAGAAACCCAGCAUCCUGCUUUCACUUCAGUCCAAGUGUUAGGGCUUGAUCCUAGCAUUUCAAUUGACUACACCCUGAGCAUAACACUAUAAUGCUGCGGAAUUUGUCUAAAUAUAGUUUAAUUUUAUUCCAAACGUAACUCGCAUCUCAUAAUAGUUUUUCUUUUCUUUCCUUGAGUACCUAAUGUGUAGUAGGGUUACUGGCAGCACAGCGAUCUGUCCAUUAAGGUCAAUAGAUGCUUUCCUACAUGCAUUAUUUAUAUAAGUGUCUCAAGGUUGUAUAUAAAGACUUCCCUUUUGCCUCAAGUGAUUUGUGUUCUGAUCAUGACUGCUGCCUAGUGUCUAUCAGAACACUUGCAUUAUUGCUGAUGCAGCCUUAUCUCUAUUAGGGCUCAAGUUCAAAUAAAGCGCAAAGACAAAUCCUCUUACUGUUGCUGGCAAUAUGCUGGACAGUUAGACUAUAAGCACUUUGUACUUGAAUUGGGUGUUUUAUUUAUGAAGGAUUAAGGUUUUAUGCUGAAGUAAUUAUCUGAGGUACACUCUGUAGAAAUGCCUUAAUGAAGAAUUACUUUUGUUACCUAUGUUUAUAAUGCUAUUGAAAAUUACUGUUUAAACACUGGAUGUAUAGAUACCCAAAUGUGUUUUCAUUGUGCUUGCCAAUUUUGCUCAUUUUAAGGUUAUAAAAUAAUUUGACUAUUUUCCAGCUGAGUUGGCAGUCAGCUGUUAAAUCAAUCAAAUUCAAAAUAGUUUUUAUAUUGCAGUGAAAUUAUUGAGCUGCGAUUUAAUUAAUGUACUUUCUCAAGACAGUCUUUUUGACCGACAGAUGUCUUUUGACAUAAAUGUUUUGGAAACGAUGGAAAUUUGAGGGAAUAUUUUCUGUUUGUGCAUACUUUGACAUAAUGCAGUUCUUUAAGGAACAAGUAAUACCUAUUUGCAGAAUUUCAGGUAAUACUGUACUUGGCACAAACUAGGAUUGUAUACGAUGUAAGUAACAUGUUGCCUACAGCACAGUCUGCACUGUGUCUGUUGUGGAAACAAAGAUCUAUGCAUUAAAAAUGCCCUUACCCUACUAUAAUCCACCAUUAUGCAACAGUAGAUAAACUAUUAUUUUAAUGAAUAUCUUGUGUUUAUUUGGAUAUGACUAAUUUGAAUCGUUUUAGUCCUCAAACUAAGUUUUUUUUUUUCUGUGAUUUUAUUUUUUUAUUUUUUUAUAUUCAUGUUCAUUUUAACCGUUAGACUUCACAUCCAAGAGCUUCCAGUGUUUCUCAUUCAGCUGUUGUCUAUCAUAUUGAGUGAGUUCACUAAACUAGCAUUUUGACUGUGACCAGAAUCUAUAUGCUAACAGAUUCCUUAAUUUCUGAAUUUGCAUAUGAAGCCUUACAUUUAUUGUAUUUGUUAAGCAUUUGUGUACAACAAAAUAUAUGUUUUGUAUACCUGUGCCUUCUAUCUUCAAGAUUCCACAUUUCCGCCUUUGGGAUGAUGUAUUAAUAUACUGGUUUGUUCCUUUACUUCUGAUAACUGCAUAAAUGUAAUUUUAUUUUAAUUAAAUAAAACAUGUAGCUAAUUGCAUGCAUUUGCGUUUUAAAUCAUGCUUGUAAGAUAAGAGGUAUUUACGCUUGUAAAACAAUGUAGGCAACAAUUUAUUAUUGUCUAGAAAACUAAAUUCUAGCAUUUAGGCAUAAUUGCUUGAUUUUUUUUUAUUUUUUAUUUUUUUUUACAUAUAUGUGCAAUAAUUAGUAUAUGUAUUAUAUAUAUAUAUCUCACACACACAUGCAGCCAAAAGUUUGGAAUAAUGUACAGAUUUUGCUCUAUGGAAAGAAAUUGGUACUUUUAUUCACCAAAGUUGUAUUAAAAUGAUCACAAUGUAUAGUCAGGACAUUAAUAAUGUGAAAAAUUACUAUUAGAAUUUGAAAACAAUAUUCAAAAUGUUCUCAUCAAAAAAUCCUCCAUGUGCUGCAGUGACGGCUUUACAGAUUCUUGACAUUCUAGCUGUCAGUUUGUCCAGAUACUCAGGUGACAUUUCAACCUGAACUUCCUGUUGCACUUGCCAAAGAUGUGGGCUGUUGUAAUGCACACAACACUCCACUAGAUGGAAGUAAGAUGCAGCACACAGGCAUAUUGACAAGCAGCUCAAGAAGAUGUCCUGGUGUUUCUGUACAUCACUGUGUCUGUGCACUGCACUUUGAAACUGUACAUGACUAUUAUUGACUUCUAUAUAUGUGAGCACUGAAAGCCUGGUGCCACCCCACAUGAAAACUGGCAAAAUAUAUAUUGGUAAUUAAAUUGCUUGCUGUAUGGUGAAAGAUUAUGCAAUUGACAGUAUCUAGAAACUUGAAACAAGAGGUAUUGAACUGAACUAAAGACCGAUAUGCAUUUGCGUCAUCAGCAGAUGCCAAGGGUAGUGUGAAAAUGCACACAAAAGUUUGCAUUAUUAAGCACAAAAUACUUAUAUAGUGAUCCUAACAACUCUGCACAGAAGAGUCAUAUUGCACUGACCUGCAUGUGGGUGGAUGCAAUUGUACUGAAUUACUUUUUUCCCCUCUGUAAGGAUGAUUUGAAUUAUAGCCUAAACCUUUCUUUAAUAAAAGCAUCU